AUAAGGCACUCCAGCAGGCAGUUUGGACACGAGGCGGCACGAGGCGCACUGACCACUCACACUCUGGAAAAUAAACUGCUGCAGAUGUCUAAAAUACACAAGUUUACCAUGUUGUAGCGAAAGCAGAGUGAGCCACUCACUGGAAUAGGCAUACAGAUUGAUUUAUCACCUGUGACAGCGGACAACUGCAAUGGAUACCACUUUGGACCCCCUUUCAGCAUCUGUUCUCUACGACGAGGAAGAUGGAAACGAAACCUCCACCAAUCUAUUCGAGCAGCCGGACUGGCAGGUGGCACUAUGGGCGAUUGCAUACUCUUUGAUCGUAAUUGUGUCCAUCAUUGGCAAUGUCACAGUUAUUUGGAUCAUUCUGGCACAUAAGCGCAUGAGGACAGUGACCAACUACUUCAUUGUAAACCUCGCCUUUUCUGAUGCGUCUAUGGCAACUUUUAACACCGUCUUUAAUUUCGUGUAUGCUUUGCAUAAUGACUGGUAUUUUGGUUUGGGAUACUGUAAAUUUCAGAACUUCUUCCCGAUAACAGCAAUGUUCUCAAGCAUUUAUUCAAUGGCGGCUAUUGCUGUUGACAGAUAUAUGGCUAUAAUUCAUCCGCUGAAGCCCAGGCUCUCCUCCACAACUACUAAAGUUCUGAUCGGGAUCAUAUGGACUGUGGCUUUUUCACUAGCCUUUCCUCAGUGUUACUACGCCAGCACCAAGUUCUACUUCCCUCGGACUGUUUGUAUGGUGGAAUGGCCUGACGAUUAUGGCGGGAAACAUCAGCUCUCGUAUCAGAUUGCUGUGAUUAUCCUGAUCUACUUGCUCCCUCUGCUGGUGAUGUUGGUGACCUACAGCCUGGUGGGACUGAGGCUGUGGGGCAGCGAGAUCCCUGGAGAAGCAUCAGAUCACUACCAGAACCAGAUGCAGGCGAAACGCAAGGUUGUAAAGAUGAUGAUAGUGGUGGUGACGACCUUUGCAAUAUGUUGGCUUCCCUACCACAUCUAUUUCAUCCUGGGGAGCUUCAACAGGGACAUAUACAAGCAGCACUACAUCCAGCAGGUCUAUUUGUCCAUCUUCUGGCUGGCCAUGAGUUCUACUAUGUACAACCCCAUCAUUUACUGCUGUCUAAACCAAAGAUUCCGCUCAGGUUUUCGGAAAGCGUUCCAGUGGUGCCCCCUCGUCAAGAUUUCUGAGGAGGACAACAUGGAACUGCAGCACAUGAGAACCUUCCACAUGAGACGCAGUUAUCGCACUGAGACCACCAGCGUGGUUGUCCGUAAUCAUGUCAGCGAACCAGAAGACACCACAUCCAAACUAAUCAAAGCCUGAAUCUACAAUAUUUCAGCGAUGAGGGUAAAAAACACACCUGUUGGCGUCACAGGGCCACACUUUGCACUUAAUACCUCACAACAGAAUUAGAUUUCCCCUCCUGUUGUUCUCUAUAGUGGAUUCAGUGGGCUUUACAGAUGGAGUGUUCAUCUACUCCUAUGGCAUAAGCACCAAGCCUUAUUUGUUUCUGUGUUGCUGUUUAAAGUACAAGUCCUAGUAUGUGUAUAGGUCAAUUCAUUUUGUAUAUACUGUACACACUGCUGUUCAAAGGUUUGGGGUCAGAAAGAUUAAAUUAGUACAUAUAUUCAGAAACAACAAAAUAAAACAAAAAAAUGUUUCUAGAGCACCAAUCUGUGCAUAUUAGAGUGAUUUCUGAAGGAUCAUGACUGGUGUAAUAGAUGCUGAAAAUUCACUGUAUUUUACUGACCCUAAACCUGAACAACAAUUUACAAUGGUAAAUCAUGCACCACUAUAGAGCAGUUAAUGUUUCGAGCUGUAAAUAUUGUUUAAAUGUAAAGUGGCAACUCUAAAUGUGAAAACAGAACUGCAAAAUCAACAUUAAAUUGAUCAGAGCAUCUGUACCCUAGAUUAAGAGUAUGGAUUCCUGGAGAUAUACACAAUCAAGUAUAAGGGUCAUUUUAUAGUUAGGGGUACAUUUAGAAUUUGACAAUGUGAAAAAGGUUUUUCUUUUCCCCAAAAACACAAACAUGACCUUACAUAGCAGCUUUGAAACAAUCUAUAUUGUAUAAAGAGCUAUAUAAAUAAAGGUGAUCUGUAGGAAUAUGUGCAUAAAGUACAGUCUAUAUUUGUUACUGUCCACCAUGUUACCUUUAACUGGGUAACACAGUUGACAGGUAACUUAGUUGACAUUUUUAGUGUUUUGGGCCUAUACUCAACAUGGAAGCCUAGAACUACUGAGCAUAUGGUAUGUUUAGAAAUAUAUUUUCAUAAACAAAACAUAAGUUAUAGUUAAAUUGUCUUGUUAAAAUAUGCAGCAAGAAUACUUGUGUAACACUGUUGACAGUCUGUUAAUCCACUCUUGACACAGGUUUGCUAGUUUAACUAAUAUUAGGGGAAAGAGAGAGAACAUAACUUCUAAUGCUUCUACCAUGUGCUUCUAUAGGAAAUAUCAUCAUACUCUGCAAAUUAUGUGAAAAUGGGACAAACCAUUCCUUUUUGAGGGGGGUUUUCUAGUGGGUAACUUAGCUGACAAUGUUUUUUCAGACACAAAUAAAACAAGUUAUAUCACAAUAAACACUUACUAUUUUUGAAACACACACCUAAAUUAUAUGAACAUUAUUUUUGAACAAAAGAUAUUGCUUUUUCAACAUGUAGUAGUGUGAUUGGGAAAAAUACAAAUGUGUACUAGAAAAUUAAGCACUGGGUCUUUAUAUUGAUGAAAAUAUAUUAAAAAUAUACUUUGCAGACAUGAGAUGUAUCCACAAUUAUAGAAUGACCCAUAAGCUGGACGAUGGCUAUUGGGUUGAAUUGACAGCGCUGGAAAAUUAUAUUGGAAAUAUAUUAUCUAUAGUGGUCGAAGACAUUAUGUAUAUAUUUAUAGGCAAGCUAAAAUAUAAACAAAACCAAACUGUUGUAAUUGUACUGUACAUAGACAUGCAAGCUCACAUUUUACUGGUACUUAAUGUUUACAGCAUGUAUACAUCUGCAUGUACAUCCAUACGCUUGACUGAUUAAAAAGAAUUUAGUAUGUUUGUCUGAGUUUUAGCCCUGAGACAUAGAGAUAUUUAAUUUCAAUGCCAAUAAUAUGUAUUUUUUUCUUUCAAGUACAACAUCCAACAAAUGUAAUGUAGUUGGGUAAUAAUUAACCUGUGUGUUUUACAUUUAAAAAAAUUGUUAUGCUGUCACAUAGAAUGGCAGUGGGAAAUACAUGAUUGAUAUUUUUAUUGAUUUUGUUGGUCAUUUUGUUUUCUUUUGAAAAACCGUCUAGGAUCUGUUUAAUUGUAUGAUUGUUCUGUGUUGAAAUCUAAGUAAAGAAUAUUCUACAAUUACGGCAUUACUGGUGCAUUACAUUACUAGUGCUGUGUCAAAUACA
Labeo rohita (rohu) is the source of this 3374-nucleotide messenger RNA. RefSeq names its product tachykinin receptor 2 (gene tacr2). The coding region runs from base 191 to 1321 and encodes 376 amino acids. Gene Ontology annotation, biological process: G protein-coupled receptor signaling pathway; positive regulation of flagellated sperm motility. The record is from RefSeq and is a predicted model, not a curated record. The transcript is spliced from 5 exons. Gene Ontology annotation, molecular function: substance K receptor activity. Gene Ontology annotation, cellular component: plasma membrane; sperm midpiece. Lineage: Eukaryota; Metazoa; Chordata; Actinopteri; Cypriniformes; Cyprinidae.